Messenger RNA from Platichthys flesus (European flounder), 2626 nucleotides. It is a transcript of the gene oat, whose product is annotated as ornithine aminotransferase. The transcript is spliced from 10 exons. Bases 14 to 1561 code for a protein of 515 amino acids. Lineage: Eukaryota; Metazoa; Chordata; Actinopteri; Pleuronectiformes; Pleuronectidae. Gene Ontology annotation, molecular function: pyridoxal phosphate binding; L-ornithine transaminase activity; identical protein binding. The record is from RefSeq and is a predicted model, not a curated record. Gene Ontology annotation, cellular component: cytoplasm.
CGAGGCUGUGACGAUGACACGUGAACUUCUCUCCGUGGUGACGCUGCCACCGCUUAUACCGCCUCACGUGUCCAGACGAACCUGCAGCUCCACCAGCGGAUCAGACUCACACACACCAUCCGUGAGGAAGCUUCAUCUUCAGGACAACCGCGUCCCUUCUUCUCCGGUACCGUCUCAUCCAUUACAGUCUGUAUCUGCUGUAUCCACAGCCCGGCUCCAUACAAUUAUGAAGGGAAUGAUUCUUCAGCUCAGCCGCAGCCUGGGCCGCGCCGCCCCCGUCUGCCGCAGCAGCGUCUACUCGGGGACGCGUCCCGCCUCCACCGCCAGCUCCAAACAGAGGGCCGAACGCCAGCUCACUGCAGAGGAGAUCUACGCCCGCGAGGACAAGCACGGAGCACACAACUACCACCCCCUGCCCGUGGCCUUGGAGCGAGGGGAGGGCGUCCACGUGUGGGACGUGGAGGGCAACCGCUAUUACGACUUCCUGAGUGCUUACAGCGCCGUCAACCAGGGGCACUGCCACCCGAAGAUCAUAGCGGCGCUCAACGCCCAGGCCUCCAAGCUCACCCUGACCUCCAGAGCUUUCUACAACGACGUGCUCGGGGCCUACGAGGAGUACAUCACCAACAUGUUCGGCUACGACAAAGUUUUACCCAUGAACACGGGUGUUGAAGGUGGCGAGACGGCCUGCAAGCUCGCCCGCAAAUGGGCGUACAAUGUGAAGGGCGUUCCCAAGAACAAGGCCAAAAUCAUUUUUGCCGAUGGGAAUUUCUGGGGUCGCACCAUGGCGGCCAUCUCCAGCUCCACGGACCCCAGCAGCUACGAAGGUUUCGGCCCCUACAUGCCAGGGUUUGAGCUCAUCCCAUUCAAUGACAUACCUGCACUGGAGAAAGCCUUCCAAGACUCACAUGUGGCAGCUUUCAUGGUGGAGCCCAUCCAGGGCGAGGCCGGGGUGGUGGUGCCCGACCCGGGCUACCUGACCAAAGUCAGAGAACUCUGCACCAAAUACAACGUGUUGUGGAUCGCUGAUGAGGUGCAGACCGGCCUGGCACGUACCGGCCGGCGGCUGGCCGUGGACCACGAGGAGGUCCGUCCAGACCUGGUGAUUCUGGGCAAAGCUCUCUCGGGAGGAGUUUACCCUGUAUCGGCUGUGCUGUGCGAUGAUGAGGUAAUGCUGACCAUCAAACCCGGGGAACACGGCUCCACGUACGGUGGCAACCCUGUGGCCUGUCAGGUGGCCAUCGCAGCACUUGAGGUGAUGGAGGAGGAGAAGCUGGCAGAGAACUCUCAGAAAAUGGGAGAGCUGCUGCGGAGCGAGUUGAGGAAACUGCCCAGAGACAUAGUGACAGAAGUCCGAGGAAAAGGUCUCCUCAACGCCAUCGUCAUCAAGGAGACUAAAGACUACGAUGCCUGGAAGGUGUGCUUACGUCUCCGUGACAACGGACUGCUGGCCAAGCCCACCCACGGCGACAUCAUCCGCUUUGCUCCUCCCCUCGUCAUCAAGGAGCACGAGCUGCAAGAAUGUGUGGAGGUCAUCCAGAAAACCAUCUUGUCCUUCUAAACCUCGGUCUGGUAACAAAGAAAAAGCAUCCUUCAAAUCGACGAUCCACAUUAGCUGCAGCUGUGACUUGAGGAGAAGUCACAGAUUGCUUAGUUGUUUCUUAGUUCUCGUUGUUUUCUUCAUAGACAGAGGCUCUUUGAAGGACGUUACUGUAGAUAUACAGUAGAAGAGGCUGUGUGUGGAGUGGGCUUCUGUCAGGAUACAAUGGCACUUUAGAAAAAUGUUCCUUUAGAGCGCCUCGAGAAAGACUGCAACACAUCGGUGGUUUUUCUGAAAUGUUCUUAAUUUGUUUUUAACACCUAAUUCAUCUAAAGUUAGAUUUUCACUGGUAAUGUAAAUAAUGCCGUGAAUCUUGAAUGAAAAAAUUAUUUUAUUUAAAAAGGACAAGCGUUUUUUUACCAGUGAAAUAAACUGUAAAAACUAAGCGAAGUUAUUUUAACGUUAUCAUCAAAGACACAAAAUUGAAUCCCGACUUUUGUGUAGAACUUUAGUGUUACACAGACGGAAGUCCAGCUGUCACUCACAUGAAAACCCUGACUGCAGUACAGUCGUACAGACAAUAGCUCACAGUUGUUUUAGCUAGUCUACUCAGCUACUGCUGCCUGCUAACACUUACCUUGUUACCUAAACUUCUGGGUUAUUCAAAAUCCCACUAUCAGAUACACAAACCGAUUAAAGAAAAUGUUGAAAUGUGAAUUCACUCUCUAGAUUCCAGGUCUUGAAUGAUUUCAUAAACUUUCCAUGUCCGUAAAAAACGGCUUAUAUUUUUAAUUUAACCUAAGUUAUGACUUUUAAACUUUCUGGGAGAUGUUACUAUUGAACUUCUUUUGCUCCACAAUUUUGUGUAAUUUGUGGCGUCUGCGAGGAAAUGUGUUGUGUGAGGCUACUGGACGUAAGGGAGGACCUGUGCUUCUUGCUGAGUGUUCAACAGACUGAUGAAUGUUUUAUCUGUUGCGAAACAAUCAUUUGCAAAGACUGUAUAACAAUUCACCUUGUUACAAAACUCGUUCCUUAAAUAAACGACUGCUGUCUGGUCUUGACUUGUCCGGCUGUGGUAGAACUGUU